Molecule: messenger RNA, 2442 nt
Organism: Melampsora larici-populina 98AG31
Lineage: Eukaryota; Fungi; Basidiomycota; Pucciniomycetes; Pucciniales; Melampsoraceae
Exons: 9
Coding region: 1-2442 (813 amino acids)
Biological process (GO): protein phosphorylation
Molecular function (GO): protein serine/threonine kinase activity; ATP binding
Source: RefSeq, a predicted model, not a curated record
AUGGUCGGAAACCCUUAUAUCGGUGCAAGAUAUCGGCAAAUACCCUCGCAUCCCACCUUACCCCUCCCAGCACAUAAAGGUCUCGUGGGCCUUGCAUGUCCUGAGUGCCCUGCUCCACACGCUCGCUCGCUGGUUUAUCUUUCCGACAACGAAGAAAAAGAUACUGUUAAUGUAAAAUGCCCAAACACUACGCAUUAUUACCGUACUUUCAAGCUCAAUCAACUGAUACACAAAAUUGGAUGCAUCAACGCUGGGGCACCUUACCCCAUAUCUUUUGAUCUUUCAGCCUACGGACCCCCAGUGAACAUCCGUGGCUUACCAGUGGCCCCUCGCACCAGCCCUAACGAGAGCCAGUCAAAGACUUUCAAACAACCCAAACGAGCCGGCCCAGGCCUCGAAUGUACUCGCCCAACCAUAGGACCCACAGCUAAUAAACAUAAGAAGGCCGGGCAUGCCGGAUUCAUUGACACGCCACCGGUAGUUCCUCGGUCCACCUUCACAUCCGCCAAGUUCGACGAAAUGCCCGUGGUGCCCAAGCGUCCAAAGGUCCUUCCGGCUCAGUGUGCGCAGAGCAUUGGCAGAGUCGGACGUGUUCUCACCGAUGAUGGCAUGCUUGUUCUGACCGCGGCUCGUCUCAAACACGCGGAGGCUGGUACCGAUAGUCCCGUGAUUUCUCACUUUUUUGAGGAGUGGCCUGUGGCCAUUCUCAAUAGCUGUCAGUCUCUGCUACGUGAGGCUCAAGCGGCGGCUGGAACAAAUUGGAAGGGUCAGCUGCUAGUAUGGGAAGAGUCAAUUCACAAAUGGCGGGAGAUCCCAGUAAAUCUUCCUCAUCGCUACACCCAAACCUCGAGGAACCUGGUCUUGUGCGUACCCAACCAGCGUGCCUACCUCACCGACGAGGUCCGUGAUGUCCUUGAAGGACUUGGCAUGGGGAAACCGGUGGUUCCCAGAAGUUCGACACCCUCCGGACCCGCUGCCCCAGCGAGUGUCGUACAGGUGACCAGCACUACCAACAGGUCGGAUGGUGAUCCUCCAGAUCCAGAACCACGAUCAACAUCAUACACCCCUCCAUCUGGCCAGGCGCCAGUCAAUCUGGAACUUGACUCUGACACCGUUCCGCCCAAACAGCUAGAGCCACCACAACCUGCACCCAUGCCAUCAACCCCGGAAUCCCUUCACAAUUUCGACGACUUAUAUUCUCAUUUGGACCCGGCAUUAUUUGGUCAAGUCGACAAGGAGGUCGAAGGGUACAUCAUCUCGCCCUCACACUUCAUGCCACAACAAACACAAGGUGCCGCGUUGAAAGAGUGGCCUGGUGAAGAUACUUUGGUAUCUUCACUGCUUGCUUGGUACACGUCAGCCGGGGUUCCACCGCGGCGCAAGGCUCGUAUAUCCCUAUGGAUCAAGCAAUACGGAAGCAACUACACGUUUCACGACAAAACUGUCUAUCGCUAUGCAGCCUGGGUUGAUUUAGUUGGACUAGAACGGAUGCAGGCCUGGGUCAAUCAAUGGCCAGAAGCGGGUACAAUCACCAGCGACAGUAUCACCGUGGCAUGGACCCGGAGGAAUUUUCAGAAGGAAUUCAACAUGGACCUCGGUUGGAAGGCACUGCCUUUUGACCAACCGGAGGACAAUCUCGUUUCAACCAACAACAAAGACAAAGCUGGCUUGAGAUCCAACCGGGUCUUUGGCCUCGCGGAACGAGGCGGUAUCACCCGGCGGACCCCAGACGCCUUGAAGUACAAAUGGGCUUGUACUUCUUUCAACAUCGAUGUCGACCAAAACAACCAUCGCUUCUCAUGGGACGGCCGUUACACAUACCCUGCAGUGUGGCACAAGGGAGCCAACAACAUACCAUUAGAUGCCUGUGCCCUCCAUCCUAGAAAGGAUAACAUCCACAAUCAUAUGCGAUUUGCACAGAUGUACGCUCACGCGGAAUGCCUCCUCCAAAAGUUCAUACCAGCCCUUUUCGAACAAGUCGAAUUCACCGGAGCACUAUCUCGUGUGCUUUGUCAUUUGCAUAUCGUCCAGAACUUUAUUUUGUUCAAUGCCAAAGGUUCGAACAUUAGCUCCACACGGUGGUUCAAUCUCCGUGAGAAGGUAGAAAGUACUCCUGCUUUCAUAACUUCUGAUUUCCAGUUUGGCCCUCUACAUCGGGCUCCAAACUAUCUCGGGCGAUUCUUUGAAUGCUUCACGCACUGGACAUACGAGUAUCAUCACCACCAAGCCCUAAUCUACGGGUUCCGUGGUGAUGGGUCCGUCAUUACUGAUUUAGCUAUGGAGGAUAAUACGCGCGAUUGGUUUCUACAGAAUCCUUCAACAGCUGGCUUGCAAGUAUUUGCGUCCACACACGAAUGCAACCACUUUUGUCGUAGCUUAGGGAUGACCCCACCACCUCCUUACUAUCCGGUUGAAUCUCCACCUGUUAACCCGGAGGAUUGA